Molecule: messenger RNA, 1502 nt
Organism: Carcharodon carcharias (great white shark)
Lineage: Eukaryota; Metazoa; Chordata; Chondrichthyes; Lamniformes; Lamnidae
Gene: arl6ip1
Product: ADP-ribosylation factor-like 6 interacting protein 1
Exons: 7
Coding region: 338-862 (174 amino acids)
Source: RefSeq, a predicted model, not a curated record
GGGAGGCCGCGCAGCCGCAGUGAGGGCCUGUGGAGCGGAGCUGGAGCGGGAUCCGGAGCGGGAGCGGCCAUGGCGAGCGGGGAAGGAGACAAUAAAAGCGCCAACCUGUUGCUGACCAUCUGAUCCCAGAUCUUCUGUUCCAAGUCCACCUACUUCCAGCCUCUGUAAUAUCACCUCUCAUUGGCCUUACUUCAGUCUGUGCUGAAACCCUCAUCCAUGUUUUUGUUGCCGACAGAGAACGAGAGGGCACAGAUUUAAAGUAAUUGGCAACAGAAGCAAAAGCGACGCUGCAGAAACUGCCCAGCUUGAAGAGCAUUUGGAGGGUUGGGGAGAAGUGAUGCUUGCUGCAGAUCGUAUCUUGCGCUGGGAGAAACCCUGGUUUCCUGUUAUAAUGAUGCUUGUGGUGUCAGUGGUAUUUUUGCUAAUCUACUGGCUGGAUCCUUCAGUUCUGACUGGGGUUUCGUGUGCUAUUAUGAUGAUCUGUUUGGCAGAUUACCUUGUUCCAACUAUUGCUUCCAGGAUGUUUGGAUCCAAUAAAUGGACUACAGAGCAGCAACAGCGUUUUCAUGAAAUCUGCAGCAACCUGGUAAAGACCCAACGCAGGAUUGUGGGCUGGUGGUGGCGCCUUUUUGCCCUGAAGGAGGAGAAACCCAAAAUGUAUUUCAUGACUGUGGUUAGCUUUCUCUCCGUGGUGGCUUGGAUUGGGCAACAGGUUCACAACCUCUUCCUCACUUACUUGAUUGUGAGCUUCAUCCUCUUGCUGCCUGGUCUGAAUCGGCAUCGAUUAAUCACGAAAUAUGUGGGCAUGGCAAAACGGGAAAUUAACAAACUACUGAAGCAGAAGGAGAAGAAAAAUGACUAAUAAAACUGGAUUUGUCAGCAUUAAAAAUGAUCUGAUUACUGAUGACCUUAUUGGUAGUCGCCUUGUUGAAUCAAAAAAAGUAUAAAGCUCCUAGUGUGUGCUCGGCUAUAAUGUCUGAAUGUGGAGGGUGAAGAGAAGACACUAUGUAUGUAGCAAAUGGGCAUGAUAUUUCAAAAUAUUAAUUAGGUUUUGUUCCUCAUUAUUUCAAGGCUGGCAAUGUUUUCAGAUCAGGAAUUGCUGUUUAGUUUUAAAGACCUGCUCUCAACUAAUAUUUUCCCUCAUUGUCUGUGUUUGUGAUGUGUUUUGAAGUAAUUUUUCGAAAGCCAUGACUGCACUGAAAGUUUAAUGAUAAAACUAUUCUGUUACAUGGAAUUAAUGAAUUGCUUGAUAUCUGUGCAAUCACCUGCAUUCUUGCUAGAGCAUUUGCAUGUAUGUGGAAACCAGUUGUCAGUGUCAGAAACAGUAUAUCCAAUAUGACUACUGUGUAAUUGUAUGUUUGAAGUCACAUGUAAAUAGGACUGUCUUUCACCCUGUAUAGAUGUUUUUGUGUAUAUUUGUGGUGAAUGUACAUUUUAGUUGUGUUCUAAUUGUAUCCUCUGGAGAGUUCUCUCCCUAAAUAAAGCACCAAAUACGUGGCUUA